Lathyrus oleraceus (garden pea) is the source of this 1060-nucleotide messenger RNA. Its product is annotated as costars family protein. Gene Ontology annotation, biological process: regulation of actin filament-based process. The transcript is spliced from 2 exons. The coding region runs from base 671 to 937 and encodes 88 amino acids. The record is from RefSeq and is a predicted model, not a curated record. NCBI's taxonomy places the organism in Eukaryota, Viridiplantae, Streptophyta, Magnoliopsida, Fabales, Fabaceae.
UGCUUUAUGCUUCAGUAGAUUCUCCAACUAUGUUGCUAAAUGAUUUUUCAUUCUGAAAACCACAAUAAUUUAACCCUAGAUUAACAUAAACUUUACAGUAAAAAUAAAUGCAGAGAGAUUAAGAUGCUACAUACCUCAUUUGCAUUGUCUAUGAUCAUCUUCAACAACAAAACAUAGAUUGAAUUGAAGGCACAGAGAAAAGAGAAACCUAACCGUAACAAGUUUCCUCAAAGAAGAAUAUGAAGAUGAUCCCUCUUCAUACGCAUCUACUGAGAGAAGUCCCGUGGUAUCCCGUCGCCGUGGCCGCAACACGCGGCACGAUUUGAUCGACGGUAGGGUAUGAACAACCGUCGACGGCGUGGAACGAAAAAAAGAGAGGGAAAGAACUGUUGAGAGUAACUGAAAAGAGAUACAUUCAUUAUGAUGAGUGCGGGUCCUCACAGCCAAAACGUUCACCUCAAAUUUCAGCCGUUUGAUUCAUGCAACGGUUACGAUCCACUCAGAAGAGACUGAGGUUACACUUAAAUAUUUUAUGUAUUUUCCUUUCUUUUUUUCCCACGGCACUACUAUAAAAUGGUAUCUGGGGGAAGAUAUUUUUUGUUUUAUUUUAAUUAUUAAGGUUGUUGUAAUAUCUGAGAAGACAUAAUAAUAACAAGUUGGAAGCAGAAGCAUGAAUGUGGAAGAAGAGGUUGGACGCCUAAGGGAAGAAAUCAAGAGGCUUGGCAAGCUCCAAUCAGAUGGUUCUUACAAGGUUACAUUUGGAACACUGUUUCAUGAUGAUCAAUGCGCAAAUAUUUUCGAAGCACUUGUUGGGACACUAAGAGCAGCUAAAAAGAGAAAAGUAUUAACAUAUGAAGGUGAAUUGCUGCUGCAAGGAGUUCAUGACAAUGUGGAAAUCACUCUUAAUCCUACCCCUGCUGCUGCUGCCGCCAACUGAAACACCGUGUACUCCAAUCUAUAAAACGAGUGUGAAAGGGUAAAAAAAAUUCAUGAGUGCUAGUUUUAUGAACAUUGACUGAUGCUACUUUCUUCUAUUGAAUGUUAUUUAUUAUGGUGUGAA